Messenger RNA from Lasiodiplodia theobromae, 879 nucleotides. Its product is annotated as Tat pathway signal sequence protein. Lineage: Eukaryota; Fungi; Ascomycota; Dothideomycetes; Botryosphaeriales; Botryosphaeriaceae. Gene Ontology annotation, biological process: mycotoxin biosynthetic process. Bases 1 to 879 code for a protein of 292 amino acids. The transcript is spliced from 2 exons. The record is from RefSeq and is a predicted model, not a curated record.
AUGGCUGCUGAGAAGCAUAUCCAACUGCCCACCGUCCUCGACGAAAAGAGGAUGGAGGAGGCCCGCUGCUGCCAGCCCGCCGCCGAAUAUCCCACGCCCGCCCUUUCGACUCACUCUUUCCAGCACGUUCUGAUCUUUGCCCUCUUUUGCUCCAACAUUUUCUUCGCCUCUCUGGCCGUCUUCUUCUACACCAACGCCCAAUGUCCCGUGGUGCCGCGCCGCCUGGACCCUUUCUCCAUAUCAGCCUCAUCACGCGACGCCCGCGCCCACAUUCGCUACGAGCAGCGCAACUUCACCGGCGCUCUGAAGUACAACACCACGGCCGGCGAGUUGUACCGCGUUGCCACCAUCAACUCGUCUGAGCCCUCGUACGUCGGCGACCCGCGCACCACUUCCGGCCUCGACCGCGCCUGGAAGAACCUUCUCAGCGGCUCCAAGUUCCCGCUCUCCAACGAAGAAGCCACCCCUUACCUCCACGCCUCUCAGCCCACCACCAAGUCCUCCGUCGUCGGCACUCUCUACGGCGAACUCAGCGUCUUCCACAACCUGGAGUGCCUCAAUGCCAUCCGUCUGGCCCUCGACGACGACUUCUACCGUGAGCACGGCCCCCAAGAUGGUCUCGGAUGGCAGAAGGCCACGCGGUCCGACCGCGCCUCAUUGGACCACUGCAUCGACCACUUGCGUCAAGAGCUCCAGUGCUCCGCUGACCUCACCGUCGUGCCUGUACUUCCUCGCACCACCACCACUACCACAGAGCUUGCCGUCCAGCCUCGGACGUGCCGUCGGUGGGACGAUGUGCGCAGCUGGCUGGACCGCAGGCACGAGCGCUCGCGCUUCAGCAGCCACCGCCAGGACCAGCAGACCUACGCCGGCGCUUGA